This is a messenger RNA of Ectocarpus sp. CCAP 1310/34, 2782 nucleotides long. NCBI's taxonomy places the organism in Eukaryota, Phaeophyceae, Ectocarpales, Ectocarpaceae. The record is from the annotation of a GenBank genome assembly.
AUGGUGGAUUUCGGGGUUUGGCUUGUCGUGCGGGCAGAGUCGAAGAGCAAGAGUGCGUGUUCUGCGCUUCGGGAGAGAUCUCGUUUGUUCGAUAACCACCAAGCAUUCUCGUGUCCUGCACCUCUUGCCGUACCCCUUGUCAUCGUGCUGCAUCGGCGGGUGCACCAAAAGAAUCUCCUCGAGGAAGUUGCCGACCUGACGGGUCUCCUGGAAGACGAGGCCGCCGUUAAGGCCGACGACGAGCGGCGGUCUCGACGGCACCUCGGGCCUAAGGUCGGCGACAGCGGUGGCACGUCCAACGCCGCCGCAAACGACUCCAUCCCGUCCUCGGAGCUGCGGCGCUACGGCAAGAAGCUCGAGGAGGCCGUGCGAUCCCGGGAGCACGCCGCCGGCGUCGCCCAGCGCUUAGCCCUCCCGCGACAGCGCGCCCCGGGACUGGAAACCGGAUGCGGAGGAAAGGAUGGCAGGAAGAAAGGCCGGGGGGGUACGACGGUGGCCCCCGUUUCCCGUAGCUCGCGGUGUUCCCAGGACCUACCCGGCUCUGCCGUACGGCUGCAGUCGUCGAGACAUCGCGGUCCGGGGGGAGGGCGCAAGGCGUCUAUCGGUAGAGGUAGUGGCAGCAUCGGGAGCGGACCUUCCGUGGAAGACAAGGCACCCGGCGAGGAUAAGGCGGUUGGACGACGGGGGGGAGGGGGGGAACGCGGGGCGUUGGCAACGAAGCUACGAGGUACGGUGCGGGCGUCGCGGGAAGAGGAGGUCGCGGACGACGACAAGUUUUGGAAGUGAAGAAGUAGCGUAAGCUACAUCACAACGGCCCUGAUCGAUAAUUCGGGUGGCUCGAUUCCUUGUGGUUGGAGCUCAAAGCGGGUGGCUCAUGGCGGAGCGUUGAUGGGUAGAAACGUGUUGAAAACGUAUUGCAGAGUAUAGUAUUAAUCGGGGGCGUGCCAGUGCUCGUCAAGCCAUCACGGCAUCUGGUCACGCCUUCACUCUUUGUCACUCAACGAAUCUCUCUGAACCUUCACCAAAUACCUCUCGCAACCAAGGAAUAUAUGUAGAAAUUUCCUAUUCUUCCCCAUCUCAUCACUGUAACUUUCGUACGUACGUACAUAACAUCUCAACGUCAUACUAUGCUACGAGUACCCCCAAUAUAUCUGAUAGGCCCCGCCUGGAUCGACUCUCAAAGCUAGAUUACUCCGCAAGCAAAAGCAAUAGAGACAGUGCCGCAAACGGCGGCGUUGGAGCCGUCUCGUCGAGAGCCUUCCAAAAGUUCCAUCCUUUGAUUGUGGUACUGCUUUUCGUCGUGGAGUGAUUGGUGGAACUUUGAAAAGCGGUGUGAAGACGGGGUGGUAUUUGAUGCAAGCAACCUUCGGUAAAGAAGCCUAAGGAGACACAUCCUGUUGGCUAUCGAGGGCGAGGUGGUGGAGUAGAUGCAUGCGUGUUUCCUUGUCCUUGUCGGAGUGUUUGUCGUGCUUUGAACCCACAAGGCGCACCAGGUGUGGCUGGCCAAAGGACGCACGCCUGGUUGCUCGUGGCCCCGCAAAUAAGAAAAGGCUGAUUUUUCAUCCAAACCUGGCACCUAGGUUUCUUUUUUAUGGUUGGCAUGCAGCGAAAAGCAGAUGAUGAGUGCCUGCCGAUUCACGGAAACAGACCUUCUAUUAUAGUAGUACUUGUAUUCCGUUUGCGGUAUGCAUGGGGAGGGGGCAUUCGAGAACCUGCUACACAACAUGUGGCACGGGCAGCAAGUAAUAAAUCGAUUCAUGAAAGUGCUAUCUUACCCUCGGAUGUCUCGAAAGGUACAGACGGUUUCACCACCGCUGUACACAUGGUACAACUCCGACCUCAUCUCUUGGCAGUAUGUAACUAUGCAGCCUCAUUACUAUGCAGGGACCAACGCUGUACUGUUUGUCCUUCUUCGCAACUCGUGGCGGAACCUAGCAAGCUAACAGGCUGGGUUUGGCCGGGCGACGAGAAACAAACGCCAACGACUCGCCGCCGCCGCCGCCGCCGUUUCGCCCGAAAAAAGCAUUUCAUGCACAUGCCCUUGUCCGCCGCCCGCCUCCGUCGACAAAGACUCACUCGGCAGCAGCCUUGGGGGUAUGUAUCGUGAGGCACCUUUCUCGCACUGCUGUUGAGACCGACCCACGCGGGCAAAAAACGACCCACAACCCGACCGCGAAUGCACCACUACUCCGACGAGGGACAGCGAAACAAGCGCACCACACAUAUUCUACGCGCACGCGCGCGUAUGUACAUAUGCACGUGGCCACAAAAUGCGAUUUGCUCAUAAAUCGCAACGCUCGAAUAUGAGGUGGUUGAUGUACACGACAAAGUCUAGUUCUUUCCGCGAGUUGUUACGGCCAUCCAUCACAGCAGCCGCUCGCACUUUUUGCGAUGUGCCCCACAGGCCUUGCCGUUCUCGACCACAUGGGAGGCCACACUCCAUGGAUGGAACAUGGAACAGAAUGAACAUUUUGAGCCCACAAAGAAAGUGACAUGUUACGGCAGCAGGUGCAGAGUUGAAACAACACAAAAGUAAGACCCUCCCCACGCCUUCCCUCCCUUUUGCUUCCGAUCGUUCUUGCAAAUAUCCAUCCGUGGUACGGUACGGUAACAAAUCGCAAACGGCAUGCCGAACGUGUUUCCAUUUUGUGUCUACAUGUCGUUCCGACGGUCUACAAGCAUAAAACACAGGCAACCAAAUGCAUCUUACCACAGGCAAACACCACUAACCACACCAAAAAUCCCCCCCGCCCCCUCAAAAGAGCCCAGAUCAGAGAUCCCC